CGCGCAGGACUACAUCAAGUCUGGAAGUGGGAGGGAGGAGGCAGGACUUGGGAAGCAAAACAUGGCGAAAUAACAAGUUUGGCUGUUAGCUGCAGUUUUAACCUGCACCUCGUCCCCGCAGUGUUGGACUCGAAUUAUUCAUUUUUAUAAAACCCGGACGGUGGGAAACGAAGGCAACGUUAAAAAGUCGAAAGAGUCCGAGGCCCAAGCUGACAAGGCGAAACCCCGGUUAGUGCCCGUGUGCCUCCCGUGUUUCCCCCGGAAGGUUGGCGGUGCUAGGCGCGACUGACUGACAACACAGAAAAUGGAUGAAGAAGGAAAGUUUAUUCUGGGGAAAGAUUGUUUUAGUCUGCUAGCUUAGCAGCGUUAGCUCCAGCCAGUCGACGGCGCAAAUCGAACGUACGCACCUGACUCGUGCGGUAUUUGGGUUUGUCGCGCGCUCCGAUUGAAAUAAAAAAAAAAGGAGCAUUCAAGUCAAGUAGUUCUUAACAAGUUUGACAACUGCAGCCGCAACGAGGUUGUUGUUAAAACGCGUGUCUGGUUUUUCGCACCUUUCCCUGAGUGAUACAGUAGGAGGACAUCUUUUUUCUGACUCAUAAUAAUAAUGACAGUCUGACAGUCGGUUCUGGUGCGGACGGACCCGGACGCCAUCGUCACAUCAGACGUUGCGUUCUCCUUAAAAAUAAAACGACCACUGCGUUACCGAGCCCUUCAUGUCGUGCUGGACUUUGUCGUCGUAUUAUUCCAGAGCCAAGCCAAACCUAAGUGCUAGAGUUUAUUUCCUUUUUUAUUAACGUUGUACGCAUUUUUUGUCCCUUCUGAAAUACAACGUUAUCUGGGAUGCUGGAGAGCAGCGGAGACGUCUCGUCGAAAUGAACGCAGCAAGGUGUCCAACAACAACAUUAGUGGAGGUGCAUUGCAUUGAACGCCUGCCAAUUGUUGGAAUUUUACCGAUGCUCACGGUGACGUUAACACUCUGUGGCAAACCUUCCGUUCGUUUAGUUUAAUGUGCUUCGUUUUGCUGAUACUGUGCCCCUGGGUUUGUGUUUGCGGAGAACAUCGCAGCUCUCGGCCAGAGUUGACGUGAUCUCGCUCGCUGGGUGCGUCUGUGCCAGCUCCAUCAUCUGCGAUGUGUUUGCUAAUCUAGCACCCACCGUGUUGUUCCGCUACACUUCCAGCAUAACUGGCUUUUCUGUGAACAAGAUAAGCCCCGUCAAGCUCGCCUUGUUUCCCCAGCUACUUCUUAUUUAAUAUCUGGCCAACUUGUGAGCCAACGUCAUAAGUUUCGCCAGCUAUGUCUGAAAACGCCCCCACACGAAGCCUGGACGACAUAGACCUCGCAGCUCUGAGGGAUCCAGCAGGGAUCUUUGAGCUGGUUGAGGUCGUCGGAAAUGGGACAUAUGGACAAGUGUACAAGGGCCGUCACGUGAAGACGGGUCAGCUGGCCGCCAUCAAGGUGAUGGAUGUCACAGAAGAGGAGGAAGAGGAGAUCAAAGCAGAAAUUAACAUGCUGAAAAAAUACAGCCACCACCGCAACAUAGCCACAUACUACGGUGCCUUUGUCAAGAAGAGUCCACCAGGACAUGAUGACCAGCUCUGGCUGGUGAUGGAGUUUUGUGGAGCGGGCUCAGUGACCGACCUGGUCAAAAACACGAAAGGCAGCUCUCUGAAGGAGGACUGGAUCGCUUACAUCUGCAGAGAAAUCCUGCGGGGCCUUUCUCACCUCCACGCUCACAAAGUCAUCCACCGAGACAUCAAGGGCCAGAAUGUCCUUCUAACAGAGAAUGCAGAGGUCAAACUCGUUGAUUUUGGGGUGAGUGCUCAGUUGGACAGGACUGUUGGUCGCAGGAACACCUUCAUCGGCACACCGUACUGGAUGGCACCUGAGGUCAUCGCCUGUGAUGAGAACCCUGACUCCACCUAUGACUACAGGAGCGAUAUCUGGUCCUUGGGGAUCACUGCUAUUGAGAUGGCAGAAGGAGCACCUCCCUUAUGUGACAUGCACCCAAUGAGAGCCCUCUUCCUGAUCCCCAGGAAUCCUCCUCCAAAACUUAAAUCCAAAAAAUGGUCCAAGAAAUUCAUUGACUUUAUAGAGGGCUGCCUUGUGAAGACGUAUCCCAGCCGGCCAUCCACAGAGCAGCUGCUCAAGCACUCUUUCAUCAGAGACCAGCCCACUGAGCGACAGGUCCGAAUUCAGCUCAAAGACCACAUUGAUCGCACGCGCAAGAAAAGGGGUGAGAAAGAAGAGACGGAGUACGAGUACAGUGGUAGUGAUGAAGAGGAUGAAAAUCGUGGAGAUGACCGAGAGUCAAGUUCGAUCCUCAACGUGCCGGGUGAGUCGACCCUCAGGCGGGACUUCCAGCGCCUGCAGCAGGAAAACAAAGAGCGCUCGGAGGCUCACAAGAGACAACAGGCCCAACUGGCUGCUCAGCGCCGCGACCCUGAGGAACACAAGAGGCAGCUGUUGCAUGACAGACAGAAACGCAUCGAGGAGCAGAAGGAGCAGCGCCGCCGACUCGAAGAGCAACAGCGAAAAGAGCGAGAGAUGGUGAGGCAGCAAGAAAAGGGUCCCCACCGGAGACUCGACGAUAUGAGACGGGAGGAAGAUAGAAGGUUGGCUGAGAGGGAGCAGGAGUUUAUCAGACACAAGUUAGAGGAAGAGCAGCGGCAGUUAGAAAUCCUUCAGCAGCAGUUGCUUCAGGAGCAGGCUCUGCUCAUGGAGUAUAAGCGCAAGCAGCUGGAGGAGCAGCGUCAGUCAGAGCGGCUACAGAGGCAACUGCAGCAGGAGCAUGCUUACCUGGUUUCUCUGCAACAACAGCAGCAGGAAAAGAAGCCCCAGCUCUACCAUUACAACAAAAACCUGGAGUCAAACAACAAACCUACAUGGGCCCGUGAGGUGGAGGAGAGAAGUAAGCUCAACAGACAGGGCUCUCCGAAAAUCUGCACCACUGUCUCCGACACUGCCAUCCAGUCACGCUCGGACUCGAUCAGUCAGUCAGGAGUGGUCCAGUCUGCUCAGACGCCACCAAUGCAGAGGCCCGUCGAACCUCAAGGAGGGCAGAGCAAGUUCCAGAUGGCUCACUUGGUUCCUCUGAAGCCUUACGCUGCUCCCGUGCCUCGCUCCCAGUCUCUCUGUGACCAGCCCACUAAGACCAUGUCCGCCUUCCCCACCCAGGAUCCCUCCCUCACUCCCGCCCCCCGUCCCAUCCACUCUAGAGAGCUGGUGCGUCAAAACUCAGACCCCACUUCUGAAACCCCGGGACCACAGGUGCAUCAAAUCCGAGAGGAUCGUGGGCCCUGGAUCCGCUUGCCCGAUGUCGAGCUCCCACCUAAGAUUCCUCAGAGGACAGCAUCUAUCGCCACGGCUCUCAACACCAACCUCACAUCUGGCAUAAGGCAUCCAGUGAGAGCCAGCAAUCCAGAUCUCAGCCGCAAUGAUCGCUGGGAAAGAGGAGACAGUAUGAGCAUCAUUUCCAAUCUUCCCCAGACGGGCUCUCUAGAGAGGCAUCGCAUCCUCAGUUCCUCCAAAAUGGAGUCGCCCAUUCUCUCUCACGAUAGUCGCCAUAAGCCAGGAGAGUCCCGCACUUCUUCACGCCCUGGGCGUCCUGCUAGUUACAAGAGAGCUAUAGGGGAGGAUCAUGGCCUUUUUGCCAAAGAGCGCGCCGAGGAGCAGCCAAGGCCGCCAGUGAAGGCCAACGAUUACUCCUCGUCCUCCGAGAGCAGCGAGAGUAGCGAGGAGAGUGAGAGCGGCGAGGGAGCAGAGGAGGAAGAAAGCCCCACAGACCGUCACAGGGAUGCAGACACCGACUCCGUCAACACAAUGGUGGUUCAUGAAGAUGAAGGCGAGGCAGGAGAAGGAGAGCAAGCUGGAGGCUAUGGGGAUCAGACCAUGCUGGUGCAGAGGACCCCGGAGAAGCGGAGCCAUAAUGGAUACACUAACUUGCCUGAUGUGGUGCAGCCCUCCCACUCCCCCACUGACUCAGCCACUCACUCCUCCCCUGGGAAGGACUCUGUUUAUGAUUAUCAGUCCAGAGGUUUGGUUAAAGCAUCUGGAAAGUCCUCCUUCACCACCUUUGUGGAUCUGGGCAUGUACCAUUCACCAGGAGUUACAGGGGACAACAUGUCUGUCACCGGCUCCAGGUUUGAGCAGCUGAAGAUGGAGGUGAGAAAAGGAUCCAUGGUGAAUGUCAAUCCCACCAACACACGCCCGCCGAACGACACGCCAGAGAUCCGCAAGUACAAGAAGAGAUUCAACUCUGAGAUCCUUUGUGCUGCACUUUGGGGUGUGAAUCUACUGGUGGGCACCGAGAACGGUUUGAAGCUGCUGGACCGCAGUGGUCAGGGCAAAGUUUACCCCCUCAUCAACUCCCGCAGGUUCCAACAGAUGGACGUCCUGGAGGGCCUCAACCUGCUCAUCACUAUAUCAGGCAAGAAAAACAAGGUGCGAGUCUACUACCUGGCCUGGCUGAGGAAUAAGAUCCUCCACAAUGACCCUGAGGUGGAGAAAAAGCAGGGCUGGACCACAGUGGGGGAGAUGGAGGGCUGUGUGCACUACAAAGUGGUGAAAUAUGAGAGGAUAAAGUUCCUGGUGAUUGCUUUGAAGAAUGCGGUGGAGGUAUACGCUUGGGCUCCCAAACCCUAUCACAAAUUUAUGGCCUUCAAGUCAUUUGCAGACCUGCCCCACAGGCCAGUCCUGGUGGACUUAACAGUGGAGGAGGGCCAAAGGUUGAAGGUCAUCUACGGCUCUUGUGCCGGUUUCCAUGCCAUUGACGUUGACUCUGGAAACAACUACGACAUUUACAUCCCUGUGCACAUCCAGAGCCAAGUGACACCGCACGCAAUAGUGUUCCUGCCCAGCUCAGAUGGCAUGGAGAUGCUGCUGUGCUACGAGGAUGAGGGCGUCUAUGUCAACACCUACGGACGCAUCAUAAAGGAUGUCGUCCUGCAGUGGGGCGAGAUGCCCACAUCUGUUGCUCAUAUCUGCUCAAAUCAGAUUAUGGGCUGGGGAGAAAAGGCCAUAGAGAUCCGUUCUGUGGAGACGGGCCACCUGGACGGUGUCUUCAUGCACAAAAGAGCUCAGAGGUUGAAGUUCCUCUGUGAGAGAAAUGACAAGGUGUUCUUCGCGUCAGUGCGGUCUGGAGGCAGCAGCCAGGUCUACUUCAUGACCUUGAACAGAAACUGCAUCAUGAACUGGUGAAGGAUCGGCUGCUCUGGUCAGUGUGUUUAGAAACCAGCGGGGUUUGAAGGAAACGAGUGCAUCCGAAAAUUCACACACACGCAAACACCUCUCUCGCUUUCUCUCCAGCUCACUCUCACACACACACGCAGUCAACACACUCGCACAAAUAAACACCAGUAAUAUCUCAGUCCAUUCCACUCCGAAGCUGAGGCCAAUACGAUCACAUUCUCCAUGGAAUCAUCAUGAAAAAUCACUGACCCUCACAUGUUGAUACCAUCUGUUGAUUUGUACUGUAUAUAUUCUCGUCUGGAUUUACUUUACUUGGUGGACUCGUGUUUAGUCGUAACUAUUUAGUUCCUUAUUGUGAAGUACGUUAAAAAAAACACACAAAAACCCCACAUUCCUUGAUGGUUCUACAGUAGGUUUUGAGGAAGGCAUUAUUUACCAAUACUGUAUGUUGAAACGAAGCUGUAAAUAGUUGAAUCAUUUACAGGCCUCUUAUACGGCCUCUCCAUUAAGUGUGUUUUGCCACUGGACACAUGGUGGAAAAAAAAACUAAAUGCUGGAACACCCUCGCUGUAGUGGCAUGUGCACCCCCCCCUCCUCAGUUGUGUUGGGGGUGUUUUCACAAUUACAGAAAGGCUUAAAGGAAGGAAAAAUAAUAUUAGAAUGUGACAUGGUUAUCAAGGAGUGUUGUUAAUCUGAAGACUUAUUCGCUCUAACUUCUAUUUUCUUCUUCAAAGUCUUUAAUGCCUCAAAAGCAAAAAUAUAUUUCAGUUUAAAAACCAAAAUAAUCAAAGUGAUCACUUUCAAAUCUCCCACUUCUUUUCUGUUUUAGCUCAGAUUAACUGACUCAACUGGCUUGUAUCUAGACUUUGAGUUUGUAGAAACCUUUGAUAUUUAUACUGUAUGUAGUGAUUGUAUUGGUAUUAGCCUACUGGUAUUCUUCAUUUUACUGUAAUUAUAUUGCCAUUAUAUUGCAAUAUACUCUAUUCUCGUGUAGUCUUUGAAAGAGGAGAGUCGCUGCGUUUUGGCUGGUGUUGUUCGCCGACCGCGUCACAGGAGACGGUGAAAGGAGGGCGUCACUGAGGUUCCAGUGAUGAAGGGAGAUCAUUUUCAGGGUCCUGUCACCCUUCUACCACAGCAGCGGUCUAUCUACUGUAUUAUAUUUCACUUUCCACACUAGUUUUUCUGUCGGUGUGGAUCUUCUUUUUUUUCAUCCGGGGCGAUUGCAGUGAAACGGCUCUAAGUGUGGCACAGUUCCUUUCUUUUUGUCUCGGGUAAGAGGGAGGAUUUAAUCGUGAGGGGACUUCACGGGUCUCAUCAAGCACUUUGUAAGAACACAGCUGGAACAUGUGAUGAUGCUUUAUUAUAUUUAAUUUCGCGACUUUAUGCCAAACGUUCGCGGCAUAUGAACUGAGGCCAAAGGCAAUAGAGUUUAAUCGAGUUAAAUAGAUUUGGAGACAAACUAUUCCGACAGUUCACUAACAGUUUUCCUUUCCAACUGGCUUUUCACUAAUGUGAUAGUGUCAUGUUUUGGUGGCUGCUUGGUUUCUCCUGUAGAUCUUUACUCUUAAUUAUUUGUGGGAAUAAGCUUUUAGUCUAAGCAGCAGCAGCAGCAGCAGCAGCACAAAUGCUCCUCAUACACCAGGUACACGUAUGUAAGAGGCAGUGUGAUCUCUCGUCUGUCUAGUGACUGACGCGGUUGCAUUUUGGUCACUGCAUGUUGGUCGGUAUGCAUCGCAACAGCAUGGAGGUUUUUUCUUUGGGGGGUGGGGGGUGGGGGGGGUGAUUCUGCUUCGCUUGAUGCUGACACGUUAAAGCUGAAGGAUGAUUUUUGUAAGACUGCCAGUACGAAAAAGCUUUUGGAUGUUACGAAAAAGGAACGUUGGAUAGUGAAGAACGGAAUAGUCUGCUCAACAAAAACUAAAGAUGAUAUAUAUUAUGUGUGUUCAGGGUAAAGAGCAUCUCAUCAAAGAUCACAUAAAUAGAUUUAAUAGAUUUUAUUAAGUGAAAGCGCAUGGAGAGCACUUUGGCUUCAGAAAGCAUACGUUUAUCUUUAAUUAUAUCAUGAUCAGAUACUUAGGUGUGCAUGUGCGUCAUGGAAAUUAUAGUAUAUAGCACUGUAUCAAAGUUGUUUUCCUCUUACAGUGAAAGUUUUUAUUCUUUAACAUGCCACUGUGCCACGAUGACUUGCAUUUCCAAACGUUGCAAUUCGCUCUGGCACUCGUUCUUUUUUAUGGUCGAAACAUUAUUACUAUUUCUUCUGCCAUGUUUACAGUUUAAGCAGUGCCUUGGAGUUGGGAAGGCGUUAAGUUUUACCCCCCCCCCACGUGUGUCAUAGUUGAAAUCAAAUAAAGAAGAGGUGCAACGGUUUCUGCUGCCUGUCCUGUGCCAGUGAAGUGCACUUAAUUUCAAUCUGAAAAAGGAAUCCCUUAGAGGGACGUGAACUGCUUUUGUGACACCACAUCCAACCUUAAAAUAUCAAUCAGUUCAGAGAGUUGCAAUAACAAAUAAUAAUAAUAAUAAUAAUAAUUUAAAAAGAAAAAAAAAAUACAUGUCCAAUCAAUCAAGUGUAACAUGUAUAGGAUCCACUCAGAGUGGGAGCCAGUAUAUAGAGAAAAGCCAUACGUAUGAAACAGGUGUGUAGGUGAUGACUUAGUACUUGUACACAGAUCCAAUUUAGACUGUGUGUGAUGUCUGUUCAGAAAGUGCUUAUUAUAUUCUUUAGUCAUGCUGAUUGUUUAAUCUCGUAGUGGGGAAAGUAGCUUGAUUCUAAGUCUAUUUUAUAAGAUAUGUAAAUUAGUCUAUAUUGAGAAAUAAAAAUUGAAAAAAACGUGAAUGUACAUCUAUAAGACAGAUUUGUAUUUAUAUAAAAAUGCGUGCCGCUCCAUUAAUCAAAGCACAAUGUGUUUAAAGUAGAGAGAGAUUCUUUCUUUUCUUCCUCGGUCGCUCGGCAGUCGUCGAACUUGUCAGCGCGUGGUCGCUUCUAGUGCAGCGAGACCAGCUGUGUGUGUGUGUGUGUGUGAGCGUGUGUGCGUGUGUGGACAGUUACUCCAACUGUGACUCUGACACGAGUGGUGACUCACAGCUUGGCGCUCUGGACUCUCGGACCCGGGAGUAGAUUUGCCGGCGCGGGGUGGACAGGCUGUUGAUAAGCUCGGGUGACGACAUGGAUCAUCACAGAGUCGGUACAGAGGUGAAGGGCCACGCAGCCUUUGUGUUGUGAGGUUAUUGGUUCUUGGCUUUGAUCAACUACUGACGACAACUGACAAAAACCAGACGUUUCAUACAUUUUUGCCCUAAAACUCAAAAACAGAGCGAUCUUUGAUGCUGCCUGCAUCGCUGUGUUUAAAGUUCCAUUCCAAAAGCACACUCUGGCUGUUUUGUCAGCACAAGACGGCAGCCUCUUUAAAUCAAGGCCCUGGCCCAAAGUAACUCCAAAAGGCUUAGUCUGAGGCUACUAAAGACAAGUUAAUUAUUUAUUUUAAGAGCGAUUAUACACUUAGAAAUACAUACUUAUUAAUAUGAGUAGUAUAUUAACUUUCUACCAAUAUAUGCUCCUCAUUGUCACACACUGCACCUUAAAAAUCUAAAUUUCACUUUUUAAUGCUGGGAAAAAUAUAUAUAUUUUUUGGGGGGGAAUAAGGAAAAAGUGAAUCAUCCAAUAAAAUGCACAAGAGCUUCAAGCAGAAAUGAGGAAAAACUUAAUUCUAACUUCACAGUUGCCACCCUCUGUGUGUUUUUUUGUUAUCACAUUCAUCAGUCAUCAGUCCCAACCAGUUUAUCAGACUUUUCACAGCUGCUUCGGCAAACUUUUUUCUCCCCAAAUUCUCCUUUUUAACAGCCUCACUUCUGUUGCACAACAUAAAAAAAAAAACAUGUGCGUAAGUGCGUAAGUGCGUAAGCUUAGUGUCGCAUAUUUGACUCAUUGUAAAUCACUACAGAGUAAAGAGAGUUAUAUGAAUAAAUGUUAAAUAUUAGGUUGAUCAAUUUGAAGUUGGCUGACAACACCACAUUGUCAUACUUUUAUUUAAUCACCAUAUUCCUUUAGUUCUUUUGCUCAUUUUGAAAUCAACUAAAUUGUACCAAUCAUUAAAAUAAAUCUAAUCCCUUAAUUGCAACUAUUAUUCAUUCAAGAAGCACAUGAAAGGUGUUCUGGUGAGCCAUUUAAAUCUGGAAAAGCAAAGAUGAAUUAAGGGUUACAGGCGUCGGAACACGGUUGAAUGAAAUGGCCCAUGGUGGUCCGUGUCACUGUGGUGCGCAGGAAGCGAUUCUUCACUGGUGACUGAAUCUUGGCCGGUUUGUGUGUCUCUUCUCACAGAAAACGUUCCGUACUUUUGCGUCCGCCGGGAUCGCAGGAAACGACCGCUUCUCUCUUGACAGUUUUAAUAUAUACAAUCCUCCGUUUGAGAUGCUUGUUCUUGUUCUACUGUAGUGAAAUCCCAGAAACUGCCUUCCUGAAACUUGUAGAUGGAUGAUAGCUCAUGUUGUGUUGAGGCACUCCUCUCGCUCUCUCUCAUAGCUUCUAUUUCUAAUCAGUAACAUGUGAAGGUGAUGAGCGGGGCAGAUAUGAAACAGAUCUUUAGACACAACAACAAUAUCUCUUCUUGGGUUUUUUCAAUAACAUUUUUUUGUUAGUUUUUUUAGAGACGGUAAACAUGUUGUUUUAGUGUGUGCGCGCGUCUGUGUUACUCGUGAGUGGUUAACUCCUGAUUGUAUUUCAUAGACUGAUGAUAACCUUCAAAUUUUCAAAGGAUUAUGUUGAAUGAAUUCAUGUCUUAAUACAGAAUUGUUUGAAAAAUAAAAUCCCUUGAUCUCA
Molecule: messenger RNA, 10001 nt
Organism: Solea senegalensis (Senegalese sole)
Lineage: Eukaryota; Metazoa; Chordata; Actinopteri; Pleuronectiformes; Soleidae
Gene: mink1
Product: misshapen-like kinase 1
Exons: 32
Coding region: 1295-5197 (1300 amino acids)
Biological process (GO): protein phosphorylation
Molecular function (GO): ATP binding; protein kinase activity
Source: RefSeq, a predicted model, not a curated record